Messenger RNA from Porites evermanni, 7780 nucleotides. The record is from the annotation of a GenBank genome assembly. Lineage: Eukaryota; Metazoa; Cnidaria; Anthozoa; Scleractinia; Poritidae.
AUGAAUAUCCGAAUUUUAAUCGUUUUUUCCCUUUUAUUUCUCCUAAAAUUUGAUAUUUUAGACAGUACUCAUCAAACAAAGAAAGGCAACAAGUUUUGGGAACCAUGCUUCGAAGAAGAGGAGAAUUUUGCUCAUUGUUCAAGCUCUGAUAAGACGUGUGCGAAAGACUAUCAUUUUAAGCUCGUCCGGUUGCCAGGGAUGCGGGUAAGCGAAACGUGUUUUAUAAUUUACAUUCAUUGAGUCAACAAUUACAGAAAAAAAACUUUCGAUUAUUCUUUUGUAUAAAGUAUCUUUUUUGUCGUUAUAUUUUGCUUCCAUACCCCAUAAACAAUUGGCGGUUCAUGGGAACUGACUAAGGCAAUUACGUGGUUAAACAAAUUAAAAGGGCUUGUAGUUUAAGGCACAAGAGGCUGAAUGAAUGAUAGACCAAAAAUUAUUCUUAUAAUAAUUAACAAUAGUUAAAGAUAGAAAGUUGUAACUCGAGUUUCACACACUAGGCGAUCACAGAGACUGAAUAUAGUAGUGCAUGAGUAACUAGUAUAGGUAGAGUUUAGCUGCAAAUGUAAAAUCCAACUUCAGGACCCUUAGAGAGACUCUGUGUAGAAUAUGUUUUUAUGACGGCACUUCGUGACCAGCUCAGUUCAGAUAAAAUCGAUGAAGUUUGAAACAGUGCGAAUUCACUUUUUAAGUGACGUUUUCGGUUUGUUCUCAUCCAGAAAUUUGGCUACCAUGGCAACGUGACGUAACGACUUCUCCUCUCUCUAUAUAAUUAUAUUACAGACGGGUCACGUGAGUUGGUUGGAACUAGAAAAGGGAAAAAAGUACAAAUUAAUCACAAGAGCAAUGAGGCCUUUGUUAUUUGGUAAGUUGCUUUCAUCUCAUUGCCAUUUAAUUGAAACUGAAGCAGGAGAACGAGAUACGAAUUUUAUAGCCUAAUUUUGCAUAGUAGCAAACUUAAAGCAGGGUCUGCAAAAAUGUUCCUCUUCCCCGCUCAUUGUCAGUCCUCUUUAAAAAAACAAUAAAGCAAUCAGGAAUUGAGAAUAUCUUUCCAUAAAAUUCAACGCUAUCUUAUAAUCGCCAGCAGUGUCGACAAAAUAUUCCCCUUUUUGUUGCAGAGAUUCCAUCUUUUUUGUCUGACGAAGAGUGCGACCAUAUUAUAUCACUUGCAAAGAAAAUAGGCCUCUAUCCCAGUGUUAUAUCACGUGAUCAGUUCCGCAAAAAGGAGUUAGAAAAGGCUAUGCAAGAAGCUGGUACGUACUCCUAGCAUAGGUAAAUUGAGCAUUAUAUAUGAAGUGAAUAAAUUAAAUGUGGUCCUGUCUGUAACUACGCUGAGUUUGAUAACUACGCUGAGUUUGAUAAAGUGAAUUUAUGACUGUCGCCGUUAAAAAAUUGAAAAGCUUCACGUUUCAAGCGCUACGGGGGCAUCCAACGACCUUUUUCGGUAAAAUAACUGUUCGAAGUUGCAAAUAUUGGCUAAAGAUUUCUGAGUAACCAUUCACCAUUCUAUUCGUCUAUGAUAUUCGGAGUAUUUCUACUAAUUUACUUAAGAUUUUCCGAGGUUGCGUUCUUCACAUUUUAUUACCAAGAUACUGCGAUUAUUGUUAAAAAUAGGUCUCCUGAAAAUUUCGGUAUAAAGUGAAAGGCAAAACGCUUCCUGAAAUUUUCUUUUAAAUGUAUGUAUGGCUAUUCCCUGACCUCGAACUUUCGACCGUACCCAACAGGGUAGUCAACAGUCUCUGAUGAAAAGAAAAAGCCAACCGAAGCUUUCGAGACGGAUAAAGUUUUUUGUAGCUUCAAAUUAACCAAACAGCGGGCUUAAUGCAUAGAAAAAACCAUUUAAGAGACUUCUGACAUAUUUGGAAACAUUUGGUCGUUGGGUGCCCCUAACGCUUACAGCUUCGUCAGAGGGAAUCGCUGUGACAUAGAAUACUUAGUGUUUUUCUUUUUUCGAACGAAGGACGUUUUAAAAAAUGACGUUUAAGUUUCAGCAAUAAAACAAUCAACGUUCAAGAAUGGUUUUCAGCUGAGUGUAGUAUAUGAGCUAAAACGUACCAAGCUAAUUAUUUUAGCCAAUCCCGAUACUAGCAGAUAAUAGGACGAAUUCGAAAUGAUCAGAAAAAGCAGCAAAACAUGAACAUGUAGCUGAUUGGAAGAGGUUUUUGUUAUCGACUAAUGGCUUUUUUUUUUUUUCUGCCCUUCAUUAAGCUCGCUUUUAUCAGUAUGAAAGCCAACGGUCAGGUUAGGGUUAGGGUUAAACCAAAAACUCAACUAGUAUGACUGCAACUUUUGUUUGUUUUAAGACAGCAACGCAACCCUUGACGCCAAAGACAGUGUUGCUCAAGAUUUCAACACAUGGGAUAUUGAUAAAGAUGGUUUUAUUGAUAAUCUAGAGGUAGGCAGCUCAUUUAAUCGUUUUGUUCUUUCAACAAAUCCAAAAUUUAAAUGGAUUUGCUUUUGCCAGAGCUUUGAUCCGCAGAAUGUUAGUUUUCAUAAAACUGAAAGUCGCUGGAGUUGUGUGCUGGAUAUCUAAAUUGAAAUUUGUUUAUGGCUACGAAAUAUUCUCAUAAACGAGCACAUCCUUUAGAUGAAGAAAUUAUGCCCGUGAACUGGGCUUUUUUUUUUCACGGCCCGGCCAUUCCGCAGCGUUUAAUUCGAUUAUUGAUUAGUUACAGUCGAUUAUCUCUUAACAGACACCUGUUAAGAUAGACACCUCUGUAAGACAGACACCAAGAGUUGGUCCCUGUCUUUAAUUUACUCCCUUUAUUUGACUCUCUAAAACGGACACUUGGUGUCGGUCCCAAAGGUGUCGGUCUUAGAGAGAGUUGACUGUAUUCUAUUUCCAAAACUAUAUCUUACGGCUUACGGCAGUUAGCCCCCCUCCAACCCCACCCCACCCCCAUCUCCACCCGGGCGGACACAUCAGUCUUCAGCAACACCAUCCGGUAAACAUCUUUGUCAGAUUCUCAAAGCAUGCAUUUUCACUGAAUUAUGAACUUACCAAUUAAGUACACUUUUCGAUGUUUAUAUGCACACUUUUUGAUUGUUUUUUUAUUGUUAUUAUAAUUAUUAUUAAUAUUUCUUUACAAUCGAUAUCUCUUUUACAGAUUAAAAUAUUUGCCGAAAGGUAUAAAGCAUUGCGCUUAACAGACGAAGAAGUGAAUGAAAUGUAAGCACUGACCCAAAUUAAUCUUGACUAAAUCUGUUGUUUAAAAAUAAUGGUAAUUAAGUCUGUUUGAAAUAACGUUAACGUCCUCUCCUUGAAAGGUUAAGGCGUACCGCAAUGGCUGAUUACCUAACAGAAGGUAGGAUAAACUUGUCUGUAUUUUUUGUAGUCACAGUAAUUCAUAAUUUAGUAACUUUUAAAUGCAAACGCAAACAACUAAAUUUGGAUUUAUUCGAAAAUGUAAUUUUUUAUCAACAUUUUAUAAUUAAUAAAAAUCUUAGGAUGUGAAUUAAAGUAUUCAAACACAGUCGAUGCAACGGUUACUUUAAAAUCUGUAGCUUAGGAUACGAAAUCUUAAGUUCAUUAUACACUGUAAGGCUGCGUUGACAAACUUGGUGUUUCACCGCUUUAUGUGUUUUUGUCAGUAUAACAUGAUAAACAAUUUUCAAUUCUCGUUGUCUCUAGGAAAGGUAUCGUCUACACUUUUUCGUCAAUGGAACUUGAAGAAAGUUCUUUCGUAUAUGGCUUACUUGAAAAAAACAAGUCCUCAGCAUAGUUUUCGCUUUAGUGAUCAAGCCUGGUUAAGGCAAGACAGAACAGCUGAUCAUGUAUUAAGGCGGCUUCAUGAAAGGUAGGUGCAGUUCAACUUCAGUUAUUUUGUUCGAGAGGAAGGAAUUGGUGGACACAUUUUGUCGAGAGCAGCAAAGUUAAGAGAUAUGCAGUUUUAUUAUUGUGGAGUUCCGAUUGAUCAAACCUUAAAUUCACGAGCUUCCUUAUAAUCUGUGCCAAAACUAACUUCAAUUCCCUUCUCAAGGCUGAUAAUAUUAGCUCUUAAGAUUCGACAACGGCAACGAGAACUUGCAUCACGCACGACUACGACAUGAAAUUGCCUAGUUUCACGAUUAAGGGAGGAAGUACACAGGCGACGACGAAAUUUCUUCUCUUUUUCUGAACUUGGAUAUGGUUCUUAGGGAUUCAACUUUAGCAGGUUUAACCUACGUUUGACAAAGUUAGUGACUUGGAGUAAUUGCGAUGAAGAUUGAAAGAACGCGAAUUCACUUUUUCAGCGACGCUUUUAUUGCUGCCAUCGCCGUUCCUGGAUCUUGAGGUCCCUAAUUUAUCCGGAGUGUUCUAAACCUUCAAAUUUUGUUUUCCAACCUAGUUCGAAACAUUGCCAUAAAAAUGCGUUUUUAUUAAUCUAAUUGGACUCCUUUUCUAUAAAUCUAAGUUUUAAGCAAAAUCGUCUUGUUUUAUUCAAAUUUAUGACAUGAAUGUACAUGGCAGUACAAGUAUGCUCGGCAUAUAUUUUAUCCUGCUCUUUGAUAUGUAAUUGGUAUCAUAAUAAGGCCUAAAAGAUGGCUCAUUGAUUUCAGAAUUAUCAAGUUGACAAAACUCCCAAGAAAAAUAAUUCAAGGAAGCGAAGACAUGCAGGUAAAAAUCAUAGUUAAAAUAUUAGCGGAGCUCAGUAGCUAAGAAAAUUUGAUUAUCUAUUCAUUCGGAAAUUUUUGCAGGCACGUGACAUACCACAGGGAAACCAAACCACACGUUCUAGCUAGUAGUGUGGAAGCCUGCAAUGUGAUAUUGCACAUCCAUGUUGUGGUCAAUUGACAGCUGUCAAAACAGGGUAUCCGUUGACCAGUAUCACAUGACCAUAUCGCCCAAAGAGGUUACGUGUUUUUUUGAAGUCCUCCGCUGAUAAGUUACUAGUUUUCAACUGAUCGCAGGCUCAACUCUUUGAGGAUUUCUUUGCAAUGGUUCAUGUUUGUUUUUUGGAAGUUAAUUAUAAAUUUGUUUACAGGAGCUUCGCCUUUAGUCCCUUCGCCCUUAGCCUUUGGUCCUCUUCAUUAGCAUGCGUUUUAUGUGAAUAACACUGAUUAUUGUGGUUAUUUCNCACGUGACAUACCACAGGGAAACCAAACCACACGUUCUAGCUAGUAGUGUGGAAGCCUGCAAUGUGAUAUUGCACAUCCAUGUUGUGGUCAAUUGACAGCUGUCAAAACAGGGUAUCCGUUGACCAGUAUCACAUGACCAUAUCGCCCAAAGAGGUUACGUGUUUUUUUGAAGUCCUCCGCUGAUAAGUUACUAGUUUUCAACUGAUCGCAGGCUCAACUCUUUGAGGAUUUCUUUGCAAUGGUUCAUGUUUGUUUUUUGGAAGUUAAUUAUAAAUUUGUUUACAGGAGCUUCGCCUUUAGUCCCUUCGCCCUUAGCCUUUGGUCCUCUUCAUUAGCAUGCGUUUUAUGUGAAUAACACUGAUUAUUGUGGUUAUUUCACUAAAAGAGAGUAUGUACCUUAUUCAGGUCGUUCGCUAUCAAGCAUUUGGUCAUUAUCAUGCCCACUUUGAUUCCGGCCUGGAACUUAACAUCCCAUGUUGUCAUCAAAACCCUUCGUUAAGGCCUCCACAAUGCCGCAUUUGUAGGUAAGUUCAACCUACAAGCAGUUAAGAAAAGUACAUGAACUCCGUUUCCAGAGAAAUUCACUUCUAAGCACAACACAACUGAAUUUGCCCGUGCAAUGCAAUUUAGCAUUUUGGCUUAAUCCGCCGGUAAGCCCUAACCGUUUAUGCCACAGGGCACUCCGCCAGGUCAGUCAUAUACAAUAUAGUACGUUCCAGAACCAGAAUCAUGCUUCUCAUUAAGUGGAAAAGAGGUUGCAGAUAGAUAGAUAGGAUGAAGAUAAAAAUCUAGAACACGCCUUGGAUUCAGGAUACCAGGCACUGGAUUCCAGUCUUUCUCAGUAGAACCUGGAAUCAAAGAGUCAAUUCCUGUCGUGGACUCAGAUUUUUUUCUUUGUCUCCUGUUCGUAACUUGUUGAUCACAUCAUUUCUCAACAUGAUAUUGUUGCAGAAACCAAAUAACCAUCCGGCGGCAGGGAUAAAUGCACUAAAUGGUUGAUGCUCUAUUUGGCGUACGGAACAUGUAGCCAUAAAAUCAUCAAAGACAGUUUCCUCAAUUUUGUUACUCAAUAAACAGUUAGGAAAUCGUAUUUUUGUCUCGAAUAUUCUGUGGGCAUGAGGUACACGUAAUCACCAAGAAGGAAAAGAGCAAAUGAUUACAUUAUUAAGAAAACUCAAUAUCCGAAGCCUGUGUUUUGUACGUUUUCCCUUGCUAACUCUCAAAAACUAUUGCUAUUAAAACCCCGCUGGUUACCACUCUUACGUCAACAUUCACAUAUUUGAGUGGGAAAGUCAAACCUCUAAGAGAUGAAUCACUACAGGCAGCUUGAAAUGUUUCAAAGAUAUAUUACAGAUGCAUUCUAAUGAGGCUGAUAAAUCUGUAUUUGCAGGUUCAUUACGAUUCUCUAUUACCUCAAUGACGUCGAGCAGGGAGGAGAAACAGCAUUUCCAGUGGCUGACAAUUUCACAGUGAAAUGGAAGGUAGGAGAUUCUUAUAUUGNUCACAUCAUUUCUCAACAUGAUAUUGUUGCAGAAACCAAAUAACCAUCCGGCGGCAGGGAUAAAUGCACUAAAUGGUUGAUGCUCUAUUUGGCGUACGGAACAUGUAGCCAUAAAAUCAUCAAAGACAGUUUCCUCAAUUUUGUUACUCAAUAAACAGUUAGGAAAUCGUAUUUUUGUCUCGAAUAUUCUGUGGGCAUGAGGUACACGUAAUCACCAAGAAGGAAAAGAGCAAAUGAUUACAUUAUUAAGAAAACUCAAUAUCCGAAGCCUGUGUUUUGUACGUUUUCCCUUGCUAACUCUCAAAAACUAUUGCUAUUAAAACCCCGCUGGUUACCACUCUUACGUCAACAUUCACAUAUUUGAGUGGGAAAGUCAAACCUCUAAGAGAUGAAUCACUACAGGCAGCUUGAAAUGUUUCAAAGAUAUAUUACAGAUGCAUUCUAAUGAGGCUGAUAAAUCUGUAUUUGCAGGUUCAUUACGAUUCUCUAUUACCUCAAUGACGUCGAGCAGGGAGGAGAAACAGCAUUUCCAGUGGCUGACAAUUUCACAGUGAAAUGGAAGGUAGGAGAUUCUUAUAUUGCCCGGCAAUCCCUUGUAAAUGUCCAAGGUGAAGAAAAUUGUUAGUGGUUUGCUGUCUACUAGAAUAUUUGUAAUAUUGGAACACACGGAACCGAAAUUUCUGCCCAGCCCGUAGGUUUGACUUGUUAAUGUUUAACUAAUCAGUGUGCAAAUUAUACUCACGUAACAAAAUACGGUGUAAAUUUUGUCAGCACUCGUGUUUACUAGAGUUUAACAGAUAUUCGCAGUAACUGUCACUCAUAGGUCCGUGGGCGUAAAGAAGAAGUGUUCUAACUGCAAUUGCAAUGAACAAUAAAGAAAUAACAUUCACGAUUUCAUGUCAUGCGGCCUACAGUAUCUCAAUUUGUUCGCUUUUUAUUUCCUCCUAGGACCUUGAAAAUGCAGAAGCGGUUGAAUAUAAUCUGAGUAUAAACUGUCACACAGCCAACUUGGUUAUUCCUCCCAAGAAAGGCACCGCUAUCAUGUGGUACAACAACUUCAUCGACCCGAAGAGCGGUCUUCUUGGAAAGCUGGACCGAAACUCGUUGCAUGGUGGAUGUGAUGUAAUCAAGGGGGAGAAGUGGAUAGCUAACAACUGGCUGACAGCACCUACUGAGGACUCUAAAUACCUUAAAAGUUCUUAUGAUGUUGGAUUCAGCGACUAA